Messenger RNA from Arctia plantaginis, 1254 nucleotides. The record is from the annotation of a GenBank genome assembly. NCBI's taxonomy places the organism in Eukaryota, Metazoa, Arthropoda, Insecta, Lepidoptera, Erebidae.
AUGAAAUUCGUUUGGAUUCUGUGUGUGUUGACAACAGUGACUUUUUGUGAUGCGUCCCUGUUAGAGGGAAUUCUAAAUGGAGCUCAUGAAGCGGCUGGUGCUUUUCUUGGCGGACUUACUAGUGGUGUUCAUUUUGGUUUUAAUGCACAAGGUGGUCAUCAACGCUAUCCACCCCGCCCUAACGGACCUCAUAGACCAGGAAAACCGGAAACAGUCGUAGUCGUCGUAGAAGAUGAGCCAGAUCAACCAAACAUAGGGCGCCCGGGACAAUUGAAUACAAACGGAUAUGGUAACUUCAAUAAACCGCGUCCCAAUAACGGCUUUGAUCAAAACCCCUACCAGCAUCAAAAUGAAAAUGGUUAUCAGAAUCAGAAUUCAAACAAUUUUAAUCAAAACGGUAAUUGGAAUAAUCACAAUCACCAAAACGGGCCAGGUCAAUAUGGCAAUCAAAACUUAAAACCGAACCACCAGUUGGGUCCCAAUCCCAACAACCAUCAAAUAAACCCAAGCAAUCCACAAAACCCACACAGCUCCAAUAACCAAAAUAAUCAAUAUGACAAUUCCAAUAAUCGACCUAUCAAUCCAAACAAUCAAUAUGGAAAUGCUAAUAAUGGCCCCCUCAACUCGAACAGCCAAUAUGGGAAACCCAACAAUCAGCCUACUAUUCCAAAUAAUCAAUUCGGAAAUUCCAACAAUCAACAUGGAAAUACCAAUAACCGGCCUCUAAACCCGAACAGCCAAUAUGGAAAUCCCAACAAUCAGCCCACUAAUCCAAACAACCAAUUCGAAUAUUCCAACAACCAACAAGGAAAUUUCAAUAACCAGGGUCAACACACAAAUUCUAAUAACUUUGGAGACGUUAACCGUCCUUCUUAUUCUACUAUCGAACCAAACCAAGGCCGACCAAACAAUCAAGAACAAAAUGAAGACCACACUAUAGGAAAGCCUCCAGUGGACAAUACUAUGAAAUUCCCUGGACAAAUUAAUCAAGGGAGCUCUGAUAACAUAAAGCAGAACAACAAUGAACACAAAACAGAUAUACACAAAAUCAAAAAUAACGUAGAAAACUCUACAAAAGACCCCACAGGGGCCGAUGAGUAUCCUUUGUUCCUCCCACUAAGUCCGAAUGAAUAUCAAUAUGGAGGUGACAAAAUAGAUGUUAAUGGCCCCAAACGUGACGCAGAUAACAGUAAACCGAAACCAGCAGAUGAUGACGAGGAAUUUCAAAUUGACAUAAGAAUUGACAAUAAGUAA